Messenger RNA from Racocetra persica, 129 nucleotides. Lineage: Eukaryota; Fungi; Glomeromycota; Glomeromycetes; Diversisporales; Gigasporaceae. The record is from the annotation of a GenBank genome assembly.
AUGCCAGCCUACUUUUGUGUCAUAAAAGCUUUAUCAUUAAGAUUUAAAGUUUUCUAUUCAGAAGAGGUAAUUGAAAUAAAAAGCAGUGGAUGCAAACAAAAUAUGAAUCAGAAAGUGUAUAAAGAAAAG